AACUCUACACUCACCGUUCUUAUACUCCCACCACCAUGAGUCUCUUACAGGACGUGCUGCGCACGCAAACCCUAGACUCCUUAGACAAGAAGCUUGGUUCUGCAGGCGUAAACGAACACCGAAAUGCCAGUGGGCAUAAUGAAGACGACGACGACGAACUCAUAAACGUUGUUUCCGUGCCAGGGACACCGAAUGCUGGAUCCCGUCCAUCCUCGAGGCCUUCUUCAAGGCCUUCUUCGAGACCGAAUUCCCCUUCGAGAGCUUCUGCUCGCCAAAUGAAGUCGCAUCUCUCUUCGCAUUCGGGCCGCAUAUCGUCGGAUCCCCUGAAAGCGUUUCCGACUGAUGUCUCUCAGAGAAUCUUUGCAUACUUGGGUAUCAAGAACCUUGCAAGUUGUUCGCAAGUCUCACAGAAGUGGAACAAGAGUCAAACAUUGAAUUAUAUUUGGUUCCGUCGUUAUCGUAAAGAGUACUUUCACGACUCUAGUCUUCCCCCUGGAAAGUGGACCAAACGCGAGUCUAAACAGAACUGGCGUACCACUUACCUUCAUGAUCUCUCCAAACGUGAAUCUGCCUCUCUCGGGCCUAUCUACGCAUCUCCCCUUGCACGUUCAGGAGAGCAAACUCCUAAAGAGAUGCGAGAGGAGCAAUGGCGGGCUGAAUCGGAGGGUGUCAUCAAGCCGUCGAAAGUGGAGAUGCGAGAGAUGUAUAAGGAGUUAGGAGGUAGAAAGGCGAAGACCAAGCAGAAGGUUGGCACUGUUGGUGGUGGAGGCGCUGUUAGGGACCGGGGUGGAUGGAGCGAGGUAACGCAGGAGGGAGAGAACUGGUAGAUGAAAGGCCAGGUAAACUGGCGAGGAGUCAGGAUGGCUUAGAUUCACGCUCACUUCACAAGUUCACUCUACACGGUUUCCAACUCACAACUUUCCACUUCAGUCUCUAUGUACUAUUUCAUGUAUCUUAGAUCUCACCGAUCUUUCUGUAUUACUAUUGAUGUCACUGUAUCCUUACUUACAUUCAAUUCUACGGCAUCGCUAUACUCUAUGCUGUUUGAUUCUUCUCUCGGGAACAAACCUUGAAUAUUGAG
This is a messenger RNA of Somion occarium, 1081 nucleotides long. Lineage: Eukaryota; Fungi; Basidiomycota; Agaricomycetes; Polyporales; Cerrenaceae. The record is from the annotation of a GenBank genome assembly.